Abrus precatorius (Indian licorice) is the source of this 528-nucleotide messenger RNA. RefSeq names its product auxin-responsive protein IAA33. The record is from RefSeq and is a predicted model, not a curated record. The transcript is spliced from 2 exons. Gene Ontology annotation, biological process: regulation of DNA-templated transcription. Bases 1 to 528 code for a protein of 175 amino acids. NCBI's taxonomy places the organism in Eukaryota, Viridiplantae, Streptophyta, Magnoliopsida, Fabales, Fabaceae. Gene Ontology annotation, molecular function: protein binding. Gene Ontology annotation, cellular component: nucleus.
AUGAACAGUUUUGACCCCCAAAGACAAGACUUGUUGAAACAGAGAUGGCAAGAUAGAAGACAAAUCAUGGGUGCACCUUCAAACUCUUCUUCUUUAGCUUUCUACGGUAAUAGCAACAACAACAACAACUCUACCAACGCUACUAUGGCCAAGUAUAGCAACAAAUUCCUAGGCUUCCCUGGGCUUGAGGAUGAUGAUCUUGUCUCCACUGUGGUUCCUGCAGUGACAGUUGUUUUAGAGGGACGUUCCAUCUGCCAACGCAUCAGUCUCCAUAACCAUGCUAGCUACCAAAGUCUCGCCAAAGCCCUUCGCCAAAUGUUCGUGGAUGGUUCUGAUGAUGCUGCAGAGAGUGAUGAUCUUGACCUGUCCAAUGCCAUUCCUGGUCACCUUGUUGCCUAUGAAGACAUGGAAAACGAUCUUCUUCUAGCUGGUGACCUUAGUUGGAAGGAUUUUGUACGUGUGGCAAAGAGAAUUCGGAUACUUCCAACCAAGGGGAACUCAAGGAAAGGUACGACAAGAGGGGCAUAA